Kickxella alabastrina is the source of this 1884-nucleotide messenger RNA. Its product is annotated as P-loop containing nucleoside triphosphate hydrolase protein. Gene Ontology annotation, cellular component: nucleus. Gene Ontology annotation, molecular function: ATP binding; ATP hydrolysis activity; ATP-dependent chromatin remodeler activity. The transcript has 2 exons. The record is from RefSeq and is a predicted model, not a curated record. The annotation marks the transcript as partial. Lineage: Eukaryota; Fungi; Kickxellomycota; Kickxellomycetes; Kickxellales; Kickxellaceae.
AUGGGCCUGGGAAAGACACUGCAGACGGUUGCGUUCGUGUACACUUUGCUCAAUGAGAUUCUGGAGGGCAGCGCCGAUUUUGCGCACUCGACAUUUGGCACCCGCCGCGUGCUCGUGCUAUGUCCGCCUACGGUGCAGUCGAACUGGGCGGCCGAGUUUGAAAAGUGGACGGGCGUCGGCCACACGAUAUUGUCUUUGUCAAAGCCAAGGGGGCCCGUGCUGCCUGCGCCGUACGACGCGGCGUCGGAUCCUGUCCAGCAGCAACGUGUCUUGCACGCAGUGCGGGUUCGGGCGCGGCGGGUCAUCACGCAGGUCGUAAGCUUUGGGGCGAUGACCAGCAGCAAAAUGCAGAUGGCGGCGCUGAAGUCGUGGCAUGCUCAUGGCGGCGUGCUUAUAAUGGGGUACCAUGUUUUCCGGAGGCUUGUGCAGCGGGCCACCACUGCCACCGAUUUAUUGCGCAAGUAUCUGAUCGACGAGGGGCCGUGCCUGGUGAUUGCCGACGAGGGCCACUGUAUUAAAAACCCCGAGACACAACUGGCAAAGGCAGCCAACAUGCUGAAGACGCGCGCACGCAUCUGCCUGACCGGGUACCCUCUGCAGAACCGGAUCGAAGAGUACUGGACGAUGGUUGACUUUUGCUACCCACAGUUCCUUGGCGAUCUGGCAGACUUUCGCUACCGCUACAUCAAGCCGAUCAACGAUGGCAUGUAUGUGGACGCAACUAAAGACGACAAGCGCCGCAGCAAGCUGCACAUGGGGAUGCUGCAGAAGCUGCUCGAGACGAUGGUCGACCGGCGCGACUCGGGGCUGCUAUAUCACGAGCUACCGCGCAAGGUUGAGUAUUUUAUAUCGUGCCCACUGACGCCGAUGCAAUCGCAGCUGUACAUCGAGUACCUCGCGCGUUUUGCGGGAAUCGGGCUUGGGGCCAGGGAGGGGACCAAUAUCGGGCUGUUGCAGCACGGCCACUUGCUGCUGACCAUAUGCAACCACCCGGCCGUGUUUAAAGCGUCAGUUGAAGAAAACCGCCGCCGUCGCCAGCAGCAGCAGCAGCAAAGACAGAGGCAGCAGAUACAGCAGCAGGCGGAUUUGUCGGCGAUAAUAGAUGAUGUAGCGGAUAUUGCGGCCAUCGAUGAGGAAGGCAAGUGUGAUGGCGACGAGUUGACCAGCCGCAUUGCCGACGACGACGCGUGGUGCCGCGAGAUUUACGAAAGGCACUGCGGGAGCAGCCAGCCGGGCAUUGCUAUCGCGGAUGAUAUCGCGGAUGAUAUCGACAACAGCGGCGUGCAAAAUCCCGAGCACAGCACGAAAGUGCGCAUGGCGCUGCACAUCAUCCGCGAAAGCAUUGCUUGCGGUGAACGCGUGCUGGUAUUCUCGCGCAGCAUCCCGACGCUCGACUACUUGCAGCGGGCCAUCGAGCACGCAGGCAUUGCGGGCUGCGAUGGUCAGAAACAGAAAGGGCGGAUCCAGAGCACACCCAAUAAGAUGAUGCGCAUUGACGGCGCGACGCCCGUCACCCACCGGCAGAGCUUGAUCGAUGGGUUCAACGCCGACGACUCGCUGUAUCGCGUGUUCUUGAUUUCUUCGGGCACUGGGUCGAUCGGGAUCAAUCUGGUUUCGGCUAGCCGCGUUAUUCUGUUUGACAUUGGCUGGAACCCGCUGUACGACGACCAAGCAGUCGCUCGCGCGUACCGCUACGGUCAGAGGCGGCGGGUGUACGUGUAUCGGCUGCUGACCACCGGCACUUGGGAGGAUCGGCUGCUCAGCAACAACAUUUUCAAGGUUGGGCUCAUUCGGCGUGUGGUUGACAAGCAGACAAUGAACCGGCGCGUGUCGAAACAAGAUUCACAAAAGUACUUGCAGCUGCCGCCAGCGCGUCCGCCCUUG